Messenger RNA from Kogia breviceps (pygmy sperm whale), 3886 nucleotides. NCBI's taxonomy places the organism in Eukaryota, Metazoa, Chordata, Mammalia, Artiodactyla, Physeteridae. The record is from RefSeq and is a predicted model, not a curated record.
CCCGCCCGCUGCCCCCAGCAACUCCCCGGGCCGCCCCGGCCUGGCCCCCACUCCCCAGCCCCGUGCUCCCCCCCAACCCCCACGUGGCGCCCCAACUCGGCGCGGGCCCGCUCUGCAAAGUACAGAACUCGUGUCCCAGGAUUCGCUCGUCGUUUUCAUGCUUUCCACUUAGCCAGAGGCUUUGUGGCUUUUCACCGUGACCCUUUCUUCCCCUCCGAAUUAACCACGUGCCGUCUCCUCCCUUUCCCACCUUUUCUCUUAGGAAUGUAAUUUGUUCGGUACACCAUACCCUCUCCAGCAACCCUGUAUUCAUUCCUCCUCAGCUGUUCUGCAGCCUCUCACUUGAGGAGACGGCUUAUGCGACGGGGCGGCAGGGCCUCCCGAGGCAGAUGGCAGCCCCGGCCUUCACCCGGCGGGAGGCUCACCUGCGUCUCCUUGAGAAGCAAGCCCUCUGUCUGGGCUGCGAAUCAGGCCUGAGUUUCUGCCCAGCGUUGGCCAACCUUGCUGUCUGAAAAGAGUACUGGUGCUCACCUAACCUGCCUGGGACUCCCUCCCCUCUGAGACACCCAAACUGGAAUAGAAGAUGAAUGCAACUGAAUUCAGUGAAGAUGUAGAAGAAGUUCUAAAAAAUAACACUGUGAAAGUGGAGACAGAGGCCGAAGAUGCUGCCCUGGACUGCUCAGUGAAUUCCAGGUCCUCUGAGAAGCACACUCCGGACAGCGUCUUCACUGGCCUCCAGGACUCCAGCAAGAGAAAGCAGCCGGGCAGCGAGGGCCCGCCAGACUCCGUCCCAAGCGUGAAGAGGCGGCGGCUGAUUCCUGAGGCGCUCCUAGCAGGCAUGCGGAACCGGGAGAACAGCUCGCCCUGCCAGGGCAACGGGGAGCAGGCAGGCAGGGGCAAGAGCUCGGGCUCCGUGUGGCCGGGCGAGGAGGAGCCCAGCAACGACGUGACGACGCCCUCCUACAAGAAGCCUCUGUACGGCAUCUCGCACAAGAUCAUGGAGAAGAAGAACCCUCCCGCCGGAGACGCGCUUACCACGUUCGAGCUCUUCGAGAAGGCGAACCCCAGGAACAGCCCCUCUCCGCUGCGGCUCCUGAACGAGCCACAGAAGCGGGACGGCGGCGGCGGCGCCGCAGCAGCCACCGACAGUGACCCCAACAUCUACUUUCUCAUCCAGAAGAUGUUCUACAUGCUCAACACGCUCUCCUCCAACAUGUCGCAGCUGCACAGCAAGGUGGACCUGCUCUCCCUGGAGGUCAGCCGCAUCAAGAAGCAGGUGAGCCCCACCGAGAUGGUAGCCAAGUUCCAGCCGCCCCCCGAGUACCAGCUCACGGCAGCCGAGCUCAAGCAGAUCGUGGACCAGAGCCUGUCGGGCGGCGACCUGGCCUGCCGCCUGCUGGUGCAGCUAUUCCCUGAGCUCUUCAGCGACGUGGACUUCUCCCGGGGCUGCAGCGCCUGCGGCUUUGCGGCCAAGCGGAAGCUGGAGUCACUGCACCUGCAGCUCAUCCGCAACUACGUGGAGGUCUACUACCCAUCAGUGAAGGACACGGCUGUGUGGCAGGCUGAGUGCCUGCCCCAGCUGAACGACUUCUUCAGCCGCUUCUGGGCCCAACGGGAAAUGGAGGACAGCCAGCCCAGCGGCCAGGUCACCGGCUUCUUCGAGGCCGAACAGGUGGACGCCAGCCACUUCCUGGACAACAAAGACCAGGAGGAGGCCCUGUCCCUGGACCGGAGCAGUACCAUCGCCUCGGACCACGUGGUGGACACGCAGGACCUAACUGAGUUCCUGGACGAAGCCUCGUCACCAGGGGAGUUCGCGGUCUUCCUUCUGCACCGGCUCUUCCCCGAGCUCUUCGACCACCGGAAGCUGGGCGAGCAGUACAGCUGCUACGGGGACGGAGGCAAGCAGGAGCUGGACCCACAGAGGCUGCAGAUCAUCCGCAACUACACGGAGAUCUACUUCCCCGACAUGCAGGAGGAGGAGUCCUGGCUGCAGCAGUGCGCCCAGCGCAUCAACGACGAGCUGGAGGGCCUGGGGCUGGACGCGGGCAGCGAGGGUGAGCCCCCGCGGGACGACUGUUACGACUCUUCCAGCCUUCCCGAUGACAUCUCCGUGGUCAAGGUGGAAGACAGCUUCGAGGGCGAGCGGCCCGGCCGGCGGUCCAAGAAGAUCUGGCUGGUGCCCAUCGACUUCGACAAGCUGGAGAUCCCACAGCCUGACUUCGAGGUGCCUGGCGCCGACUGCCUGCUCAGCAAGGAGCAGCUGCGCAGCAUCUACGAGAGCAGCCUGUCCAUUGGCAACUUUGCCUCACGCCUGCUCGUGCACCUGUUCCCCGAGCUCUUCACCCACGAGAACCUGCGCAAGCAGUACAACUGCAGCGGCUCCCUGGGCAAGAAGCAGCUGGACCCGUCCCGCAUCAAACUCAUCCGCCACUACGUGCAGCUGCUCUACCCGCGGGCCAAGAAUGACCGCGUCUGGACACUGGAGUUCGUGGGCAAACUGGACGAGCGCUGCCGGCGCCGGGACACAGAGCAGAGGCGCUCCUACCAGCAGCAGCGCAAGGUCCAUGUGCCGGGCCCGGAGUGCAGGGACCUGGCCAGCUAUGCAAUCAACCCUGAGCGGUUCCGGGAGGAAUUUGAGGGGCCCCCGCUGCCCCCCGAAAGGAGCAGCAAGGACUUCUGCAAGAUCCCUCUGGACGAGCUGGUGGUGCCCUCGCCCGACUUCCCGGUGCCUUCGCCGUACCUGCUGUCAGACAAGGAGGUGCGCGAGAUCGUGCAGCAGAGCCUCUCUGUGGGCAACUUCGCCGCCCGGCUGCUCGUCAGGCUCUUCCCCGAACUCUUCACCGCCGAGAAUCUACGGCUGCAGUACAACCACUCCGGGGCGUGCAACAAGAAGCAGCUGGACCCCACGCGGCUGAGGCUCAUCCGCCACUACGUGGAGGCUGUGUACCCGGUGGAGAAGAUGGAGGAGGUGUGGCAUUACGAAUGUAUCCCCAGCAUCGACGAACGGUGCCGCCGCCCCAACAGGAAGAAAUGCGACAUCCUGAAGAAAGCCAAGAAGGUGGAGAAGUGAUGGGCACGGCGGGCACUGAGCGUUCUGCCGGAGCCCGCGACGUGUCCACAGCCGCGCACCUUAUGUCGGCGGGGAGUGGCCUGCUGCAUUUGCACACGUGACCGCCCCACCGGCCACGGCCGCGAGAAAGAAGCCUCGCAUUUGGCCUCUUGUACUUACGACUUUUGUCCUGUGUUCCUGGUGGUGCAGCCAGAGUCUGGGGAGGGCCAAGCUGUGAUAGCAGAGAGGCCUCAGGAGUCAGGGUUCCCUCUCCUUGGCAGUGUCCUCCCAGUCCCCUCACAAUUUGAAAUGCAAAUCGAGCAACCCUCUUGGUCUUCUUCCCACGUUUCACAUCUUCCACUUUUAUCAAUUUUUUUUAAGUUAAAAAGAAACCCUUUUUAAGAAAAUCAUUGGGCUCUGUGGAGGCCAUUUUACGUAGAAAAAAAAUCUUUUAAAUAUUUGAGAUGAAAUACUGUAAGAUGACUUCAGUUGCUGGGAAUUUUUUUUUUUUUAAAGACGGUUUCAGAUAAAUGAAAUUUUUAGAAGUGCCAUGUUCAUGCAUGAUGGCUAAUAGCUUCAGGUGGCAUAGAGGUGGAUUUUACUGACCUUGUCUUUUAUAUCGGAUUUUGGAAGAGUCAGGAUGCCUCUUGGAUGGCGGUGGAGGGGAUGGAAUAGUGCGAUGUCUUUCUGACCACGGUCAGUCACCUUCUCCCCUCCACCGUGGUGCCGAGGAAGGGGCUUAGGGGGCGGCCCGGCCUGGCCCGGCCUGCAUUGCUGCACCGGUAGACUGUUGUGCUCACUCUGUAGACGAGAACACUGGAUGAUGAUGAUGAU